Molecule: messenger RNA, 2490 nt
Organism: Limanda limanda (common dab)
Lineage: Eukaryota; Metazoa; Chordata; Actinopteri; Pleuronectiformes; Pleuronectidae
Product: oxysterol-binding protein-related protein 10-like
Exons: 15
Coding region: 1-2490 (829 amino acids)
Cellular component (GO): intracellular membrane-bounded organelle; membrane; cytosol
Molecular function (GO): cholesterol binding
Source: RefSeq, a predicted model, not a curated record
AUGCUGUGCUCUAAACAAGGUCUAAUCUGGAUCCAGUAUCUGGAUGUGAACCUGAAGUGGGUCCAUGGGGAUUGGGGACGAGUCCCGAGCAGCAGCAUGCACCGCCCGGCGCGUCACGACAGCCCGGCUCGCAGCCCCUGCAGGAGGCAGCAGGAGCCGCCGCGCAGCCCGGACGCCUCUCCGCCCCGAGCGGGCUUCAGGACAGGGCACAGCGGCGCAGGGUCGGGCCCCUCGCACCACGGGACCACCCGCAGCAAGCGGCACCUGGAGGGCGUCCUGAGGAAGUACACCAACCUGCUCCACGGCUGGCAGAGCAGAUAUUUUGUACUGGACCCAGAUGUUGGUCAGCUCCAAUAUUAUUUAAAUGAACUUAGUAAGAGCCAGCGGCCUCCCCGUGGAUCUCUGCCUCUCCUCGGGGCAAUGGUGGUCUCUAGCAACGAGUUUCCCUACAUGUUUACUAUUCAGGCCACUACCGGGGAUUUUUACAAACUCAGAGCACCGGACGCCAAGCAACAAGAGUUAUGGAUGACUCAGCUACAGUUGUGUUCCAGACGGCACUCUGACAGCAGCGCCAAGGUGGUGAGCCAGACUGAAGGACAGCAGAAGAACCUGGUCACCUCUAUCGAGUCCCUACCCCCCCGAGGCGGACCACUCUCUUCUCUGGAUGAGGAUCUCCUCCUUUUAAAGGCCACCUCUGCAGCCACGUUGAGCUGCCUUGGGGAGUGCCUCAGUUUGCUGCAGCACAAUGUUGUCCAGGCCCUCAACCAGAACCAAAACCAGAACCAGAACCACGUCCCUUGUCUGAGCCUCAACCACAGUGCGGGUGGUAUGAAUCAGGCAGUUCCAACAGAAAGAGUUAAGCCGUGGACUCAGCGCUGCAGCUCCGGUGUGAACCAGCUGGAGCCUGGUGGCCUUAGCUUCAGAAGUCAAAGCCCCACCCACAGCUUGAGUGAAAACCGGAGUCCUACUCACAGCAGCUACAGUGCAGGGUCAGGAAGUGGCCACAACCACAUCCAGAGUCAUGCAGACAGCUCCACUGGAUGGUCCAGAUCGUCUUCUGAGAAGCAGGUGAAAAAUGGCCUUCAGACACCUCCCUCCUCCUUCUGGCCUUCGACCCAAACCCACACAAAGCCAGUCGUCCCUUCAGAGCCGGGGUCUGCCCCCUUGUCUCUCUGUCCGUCUCUCUGCAUGGUGGACAUGAAAUCCAGCAGGACUUCCUCCAAGUCAGCGGUGGUGCAAUGCCAGCCAAAUAGCAUCAGGAUCUGCAGUCCAGACACAAUACAUCCUGAUGACGAGACCACAGACACAGAGGACAAUGAUGAGGAAGACCUGGGAGUUCUGGACGACCAGCGAAGCAUCAUCAUUCACCUUCUCUCCCAGCUCAAACUUGGCAUGGACCUGACUCGUGUGGUGCUCCCUACAUUCAUCCUGGAGAAGCGCUCCCUCCUAGAGAUGUACGCCAACUUCAUGGCUCACCCUGACAUGUUCCUCUCCAUCACCUCCGGCUCCACACCAGAGGAGCGGAUCAUUCGCUUUGUCGAGUACUACCUGACUGCCUUUCAUGAAGGUCGGAAGGGUGCUGUGGCCAAGAAGCCAUAUAAUCCCAUCCUGGGGGAGAACUUCCACUGUUCUUGGUAUGUGCCCCGGGACCGUGUUCGACCUCUCAAGACCACUGUUCCCAGUUCAGCACCCAUAGCCCCCUCUAACGUUCCCAGGUCCUCACAGAGGGGGACAGAUGGCGGCAGCAGAACAACGUCCAACUGCUAUUGUGUUCGCUUUGUGGCUGAGCAAGUGUCCCACCACCCACCUGUAUCAGGCUUCUACUGCGAGUGCAAGGAGAGGAGAAUGUGUGUCAACACUCAUGUCUGGACCAAGAGCAAGUUCAUGGGCAUGUCUGUAGGACUCUCCAUGGUUGGGGAAGGUGUGCUGUAUUUGUUGGAGCAUGAUGAGGAGUAUGUGUUCACACUGCCAUGUGCUUACGCCCGCUCAAUCCUGACUGUGCCCUGGGUGGAACUCGGGGGAAAGGUCACUAUCAACUGUGCCAAGAGUGGGUACUCUGCCACUGUCACGUUCCACACCAAACCAUUCUAUGGAGGAAAAGUGCACAGAGUAACAGCAGAGGUGAAGAACAACCACACAGGGAACAUAGUGUGUAAGGCCCAGGGAGAGUGGAAUGGGAUUCUGGAGUUCACCUACAACAACGGGGAAAACAAGGUGAUCGAUACCUCCAAACUGCCAGUCAUCAAGAAGAGGAUCCGGCCUGUGGAGAAGCAGGGCCAGUAUGAGUCACGGUGUCUUUGGCAACAUGUGACAGCAUCGCUAGAGGCAGGAAAUAUGGACACAGCCACAGAACACAAACACUGGCUGGAGGAGAGACAGCGCAGUGAGGGCAAACAGAGAGCGACCACCAAAACCCCCUGGAAACCCAAGUAUUUUAUCAAAGAGGGUGAAGGCUGGGUGUACCACAAUCCUCUUUGGAAAGCUCACUGA